Molecule: messenger RNA, 1720 nt
Organism: Bactrocera tryoni
Lineage: Eukaryota; Metazoa; Arthropoda; Insecta; Diptera; Tephritidae
Product: probable 4-coumarate--CoA ligase 3
Exons: 4
Coding region: 50-1687 (545 amino acids)
Biological process (GO): long-chain fatty acid metabolic process; fatty-acyl-CoA biosynthetic process
Molecular function (GO): long-chain fatty acid-CoA ligase activity
Source: RefSeq, a predicted model, not a curated record
ACGGACUUGGUCGAGAAAAGAGGUGAAACAAAAAUUACAGUUAUUCAGUAUGAAUUUCAAAACAAGUUACGAUAGUGAAAACCGUAUAUGGAAGAGUGAAAGUGUGGAGCAGCUUUUUAACCCAAACAAAUCCAUUGGCGCCAUUGCCUUGUAUAUGCUUCGCAGCAAGCCACGGAAUGCCGUUUGCCAGAUCUCCGAUUCGGAGGGAACCGAGCUCACCUACGGCACAGCUUGUUCCUAUGCCAUAAGUGUGGCGUCAUAUCUGAAGGAACUUGGACUAGGCUGUGACGAUGUUGUGGGUAUUGUUGGUCAGAAUACGACGUUGCUAAUGCCAGUACUUGUCGGUUGUUGGAUAAAUGGUACACCUUAUAAUACCUUGCAUCCGAUACAUGAAGAAGAUGAUAUUAGACUGUUAUUUGCUCUGACGAAACCAAAGAUCAUUUUCUGCGACGGUGAGGCGUUCCAUAAGGUACAAAAUGCUACCAACAUGCUGAAUGCGCCCAUUUACACUUUGUGUAAUCAUUUGGAAGGAGUGCCACGGAUUCAAGAUAUAUUACAACCAGUGCCAAUGGCAGAGUUAUAUCAAGCUGCCCCUUUAAAACACGGACCCAAUCAAACCAUGGUUAUCAUACCAUCAUCGGGUACUACUGGGAAACCGAAGGCGGUGUGCAGGUCAAAUUGUAAAUUAUUGUCUGAAAUUGGUCAUACCGAUGGUUCAUCAGUUCUAUUUUCGUUUUCAUCACCGGACUGGGGAACCGGCAUUUUGUUGAUAGUCGCCAAUGUGCUGUGUGGCGGCACACGUAUCAUCACUACAAAACCAUACACGCCCGACUAUCUUCUGGAAAUUAUCACGAAGUACAAAGUAACGAAUUUAACCGGCUCGGCCAAUCAAUUCGGAGAUCUUGCACAGUUGCCGGGUUACACUGCGGAGGCAAUAUCCAGCGUGCGUGUCAUUGUCAUGGGAGGUUGUCAUGCUCUACCUUCUGCUCAGACUAAUAUAAGAGCCAAAUUGACACGCGGAGUGUUGGUGAACUCAUACGGAACUUCAGAGAUUGGUGGCAUUUCAUUGAAUUAUAGCGAUUAUAAAGUCGACACUGUUGGCCGUUUAUGGGGUGGUGCGCAGCUGAAGAUAAAAGAACGAGUGCCUGAUGAUGUUCCGAAAUUAAUGGGUCCCAAUGAAAAGGGCGAAAUUUGGGUGUACACCCCUACAAGUUGGUUGGGUUAUUAUAAUAAUCCAGAAGCAACCGCUGAUAUCAUGGAUGCUGAUGGUUGGAUCAACACCGGUGAUGUCGGGUACAUGGACGAUGAGGGGUUUCUACAUUUAGUGGAUCGCAGCAAGGAUAUUUUAAAAUAUAUGGGUUUUCACUACUCUCCACAUGAGAUAGAAGAGACAAUAGUUGUCUUGCCAGACGUUAUCGACGCUUGUGUGUUUGGAGUCUACGACGACAAAGAGGGGGACUUAGCUGGCGCUGCUGUAGUGCUAAAGCCUGGUAGUACACUUACCGAGUCGGAUAUUAAGAGUUUUUUGGCAGAGAAACUGGUGGUGAAGUACAAACAGCUCAAUUACGGAGUCUUUUUCGUGGACACGAUUGCACGAAAUUCCAACGGUAAACUGCUGCGAGCAAAGAUGAAAGAAAUUUGCUUGGAAAUUAACAAAGAAACAGGAUCAAAGGUUCUGCAACGUUGAUAUAAAAAUAAUGUAUUUCUAAAAAAAAUAAGU